Molecule: messenger RNA, 3657 nt
Organism: Labrus mixtus (cuckoo wrasse)
Lineage: Eukaryota; Metazoa; Chordata; Actinopteri; Labriformes; Labridae
Gene: ap3m2
Product: adaptor related protein complex 3 subunit mu 2
Exons: 9
Coding region: 133-1389 (418 amino acids)
Biological process (GO): intracellular protein transport; endocytosis
Cellular component (GO): cytoplasmic vesicle; clathrin adaptor complex
Source: RefSeq, a predicted model, not a curated record
CUUUUACUUCACCAGGAUCUGCUCCACCUAACGGGGAAGCGACGACGGCAGUUUAAUCUUUCAUCGUGGAAAAAUAAAAAGAGGUGAACGGCGGGACGAAAACACCAGAAACGGUCUCCGCCUCCAGCCAAGAUGAUCCACAGCCUGUUCCUGGUCAACGCCUCAGGGGACAUUUUCCUGGAGAAGCACUGGAAGAGCGUGGUCAGCCGCUCUGUGUGCGACUACUUCUUCGAGGCUCAGGAGCGCGCAACCGAGCCGGAGAAUGUCCCUCCAGUGAUCCCCACGCCGCAUCACUACCUGAUCAGUGUGCUCAGGCAUCGCAUCUACUUUGUCGCGGUCAUCCAGAGCGAGGUGCCACCGCUGUUCGUCAUCGAGUUUCUGCACAGAGUCGUCGACACAUUCCAGGAUUAUUUUGGAGUGUGUACAGAGGCCGCCAUUAAAGACAACGUAGUAGUUGUCUAUGAACUUCUGGAAGAGAUGCUGGACAACGGCUUCCCGCUGGCCACAGAGUCCAACAUCCUCAAGGAGCUCAUCAAACCUCCCACAAUCCUCCGCACCAUGGUCAACACUAUCACAGGCAGCACCAAUGUCGGUGAACAGCUCCCCACAGGCCAGCUGUCAGUGGUGCCAUGGCGACGCACCGGAGUCAAAUACACCAACAACGAAGCUUACUUUGACGUGGUGGAGGAGAUCGACGCCAUCAUCGAUAAAUCAGGCUCCACCAUCACUGCAGAAAUCCAGGGAGUUAUUGACGCCUGUGUCAAACUGACAGGCAUGCCCGAUCUCACUCUCUCCUUUAUGAAUCCUCGGCUGCUGGAUGAUGUCAGCUUCCACCCGUGUGUUCGGUUCAAGCGCUGGGAAGCCGAGCGGAUCCUCUCCUUCAUCCCCCCUGACGGAAACUUCCGCUUGCUCUCCUACCAUGUCAGCUCUCAGAACCUGGUAGCGAUCCCGGUCUACGUCAAACACAACAUCACCUUCCGGGAGGGGAGCUCUCAGGGCCGCUUUGACUUGACCCUGGGACCCAAACAGACCAUGGGCAAGGCGGUGGAGUCGGUGCUAGUCAGCAGCCAGCUUCCCCGGGGGGUCCUCAAUGCUAACCUCAACCCCUCCCAGGGAACGUACACCUUCGACCCGGUUACAAAGAUGUUGUCGUGGGAUGUCGGAAAGAUCAACCCACAGAAGCUCCCCAGUCUGAAAGGAACGAUGAGCCUGCAGGCCGGAGCCUCCAAACCCGACGAGAACCCCACCAUCAACAUCCAGCUCAAGAUCCAACAGAUGGCCAUCUCAGGGCUGAAAGUGAACCGGCUGGACAUGUACGGGGAGAAGUACAAACCUUUCAAAGGCAUCAAGUACAUGACCAAGGCCGGCAAGUUCCAGGUGCGGACAUAAAGGGCCGGUGCUCAGUGCCCACCGGACCAAACCACCAUGAGACUGAGGGCUGACGUGAGGGGGGGGGGGGCGUGGAGUUGGUACAUUCCCUGUGUUUAUGCAUUUCAGGAUUAACUGAAAAUAUUGAAGGCUCCUUGUAGCAGUUAAGAACGGACCAUUGCACAUCAAAAAGAAAAGCAUCAUAUGUCUCAUAGACGGGUUAGAUCUCUGGACCCAUCUCGAGGUCAGACCCUGAUCCAUCUGUUUCAUUUUAACAGAUUUUUUUUUUUCUUAUUCAUCAUUUUCCUCCUGACCCCCCUGAUGUCACGCUGUCCCACCUGAAGGUCUGUCAGUUUGUGUCCAUUCAGCCUCCAUCAAGGUCAUCACAUUCAAAGUGAUUCUGCAACGUCGUAACGUUGGCGUCCCAGUCUGUGAAUCCGCAGUGCCUUUAUUUACGGCGUUGCUGAAGCAUGACGUGCAGAGACACAGCUGAAGCUCCACAUACACACUCACUCAAACAUGCACACACACACACACACACACACACACACAGCGCUGUUCUCCCCCUGUUCUGUAACGCCUCUGUUACUACCUGCAACGACAGUACAGAGGGGGGAUCAUCUGCUUUUUUUACUCCUUUGAAGCAGGGGUUCCCCAACUUUUCAGCUCGUGACCCCAAAAAUUACGGUACCAGAGUCCGGGUACCCCCCCUGUCCCUGGAGGUGGUUGAGGUAUACAACGUAGCUCACACACUGAUAGGCUGAUCUAAACGCUGGUAAACAAAGAGGACCACCUACACAGCUGCUGACAUGUACAAAUUUCAGUCAUUUUAACACACUAAUCUAAUUUCACUAAAAUAAGGAAUGUGCAGCACUUAAUACAGCAGAGAUCCAGUGUAUCCUGUGUAAAUGUGUCUCUGAGUCAUGACUGUCUACAAUGAGGGAGAAGCUCGAGUCCCGCUGGCUGUGUUGUUGUCAGAGCCGUGUUUAUGUGGACGGGAUGGCCGGCUCCUCCCCUUGUGUAUAAAAGCUGUUUUAGUCAAGAACUAGAGAGAAGAAGAACAUACUCACUGAUUAUUUAGAUGUUAGUAAGAGUUUUUAGAUCACACUCAUUCUGUGUCUAUUUACAUGCAAUUUGAAGCUAAGAGCUAACAUUAGCAUGCUAACACAACAAUGCAGGACACAGGAGAUUGCAGGUAGAGAGAAAACGUAUUCAUGUAAACACGAGUGUAGAGGGGUUGGAGGUGUGUCUCUGGAGGAGAGCGGAGGCUUCAGUAUGGAGGAGGUGUGGCCUAACAGAAGUUUAUUUUGGUUUCAUGCUGGAGCGCAAGGGCGACAUCUACUGGAUCAAAAAGUCACAUGUUCCUUCUUUAAUAUGUUUUUUUUUAAACUGAACUACUUUCUUCUACUAAUUUUCUGAAUAAAAUAUACGAUUUUAAACUAUUUUAAAUUAAGUUUCUUUGGAAGGCAUCUCGGGGACCCCCCCUCCUUGUGGCUCACGACCUCCCCACUUUGGGACCCUCUGCUUUAAAGCAUUGAUAUGUUUUCUGUUCUUUUGUUCUUGUUUUUUUUUUGUUCCUUCGUUACUUGAUGAAGUUGUCUGCAGCACUGGAGUCAGCACACUGACGUACAAGAGUGUGACAUGUGAGCCGUCCUCGAUUUUGCACUUUGACAUCAGCUGGUACUAAAAUGUAAUCAUUCAUUUCAUAACGUUUAACGACCUUUAAAGACAUUUCCAUUUGACUGAUGUAAGGUGGCUGAAGCUGUUUGUUAAUAUGAAGAUGUCUGGAGGACGUUUAGGUCCAGGAUCAGCUGAUUUAUUCAUCUCAUAUUCAUAUUUAUUCAACAAAUUAAUCUUCAAUCAGAGAAAGUUUUGUGUUUGUGUAAAAUGUUUCCCAUGUGUGUUUCCUUUUAUUGUCAUCUCAUGAGCUUUAACUUCACAGAAGCUUUUUAUUUUGAUCAUUUAUGACCAAACAUGACGAGCGAGUUCCUCGUCCGUUUCUCUUCUCUCUUUUUUAUUUUUUAUUUUACUCCUCUCAACCGGGGUCUGAACGCUGUCAUCCAAACGAUCGAUACAGUUCACAUCUGCGUCACAAUCUUUGCAGAGAGAGAAACUAUACGAUGUGCAUUCUGGUAUGUGUUGAACAUGUAUUUAAAGGACACAGUGUUACGGCUGGGUACCUCAGAGGAAAACGCUGAAGGUUUGCAUUAUGUGUGUUUGUUUAUCAGCCUCCAAUGGAGUCUUAUAAUGGUGUAAAAAAACAAUAAAGCUUGUAUGUGUUAUAACAGA